Linum tenue is the source of this 890-nucleotide messenger RNA. NCBI's taxonomy places the organism in Eukaryota, Viridiplantae, Streptophyta, Magnoliopsida, Malpighiales, Linaceae. The record is from the annotation of a GenBank genome assembly.
UCUAAGGUGAGAAUUCCGAGUGUUCUCUCUUCUUUCCCAGUUGCCGUCCGGCGAACUAAUCCACCGCCAUGGCUCAACGUCUGAAUUUCUCCUCUUCCAUUUCCACCUCGCAUCUUUCGUCUAUUCUUCCCUCUCAGAAUUCCGUCGCUGCUGCUUCUUCGAAACCAAAUUGGAAGCCCCUCACUUCCCACUUCCUCCCUCAUCCUAUCCCUCUCAUCCGUCUCUGCUUACGCUCCACCAACUACUCCGUCUGGCGUCUGGCUGUGACGGCUCUCUCUGCCGAUGCUUCGGGAAAGAAGCCGCUGCUCGAAGUCAAAAUUUUCAAGGCUGUGAUCGCUGAAACAGGACAGGAAAUUCUAAAGGGCGUCAACCUAGUCGUGAAUGAAGGGGAGUUAGGUGGCAGCGUGAUCUUUAAAGGAGAGAACUUGCUUGACAUGGAACCGGAGGAUAGGUCCCUUUCAGGGCUUUUGAGCUUUGAGUCCCCAGUUGAAAUCCCUGGUGUCAGCAAUAUUGACUUCCUAAACAUGGCUUACAAUGCUCGAAGAAGAAAACUUGGUAUCCCUGAGCUUGGUCCAAUUGAGUUCUAUGCGUACCUGUUUCCCAAGCUUGAGCUUAUGAACAUGACGAGUGAUUUUCGAAACAGAAAUGUUAGUGAAGGGUUCAGUGGUGGUGAAAGGAAGCGGAACGAGAUUUUACAGCUUGAGGUUCUGGAAGCAGAUUUGUCUGUAUUAGAUGAGAUUGAUUCUGGUCUAGAUGCCGAUGCUCUCCAAGAUGUUGCAAAAGCAGUUAAUGGACUCUUGACGCCUAAGAAGUCUGUUUUGAUGGUUACACAUUAUCGACGGCUGUUGGAAUUCAUCCAGCCUUCCUAUGGUUACACAUUAUCUCGUUAA